CUGCCGCGGGGUGGAACCUGCUGCAAGCCGUUAACACAAAUUUUACUUGUAACCUUGAGGAUACCGACGGGUAGAGAAGCCCGAGCCUUCCCAACAUUGACCAGCGACUGGAUUUGUACUAGGGGAGGUGGGAGACGGUUUCCAAAAUGUCUGACGAACAGUACAGCGAUGGCUACAUGGACGGCGAGGAAGAAUGGGAUAGGGAGGGACUGCUAGACCCUGCCUGGGAAAAACAGCAGAAAAAGACAUUCACAGCAUGGUGCAACUCCCACCUCCGGAAAGCAGGGACCCAAAUAGAAAACAUAGAGGAAGACUUUCGAAAUGGGUUAAAAUUAAUGUUACUACUGGAAGUGAUAUCUGGGGAACAGUUACCAAAGCCUGACAGAGGCAAAAUGAGAUUCCAUAAAAUAGCUAAUGUCAACAAGGCACUGGAUUAUAUUGCCUCCAAAGGUGUCAAGUUGGUUUCUAUUGGUGCUGAAGAAAUCGUUGACGGAAAUGUGAAGAUGACACUGGGUAUGAUCUGGACCAUCAUUUUACGAUUUGCCAUUCAAGAUAUCACAGUAGAAGAGCUAACAGCUAAGGAAGGUCUGUUGUUGUGGUGCCAGAGGAAAACUGCUCCAUACAAAAAUGUCAAUGUGCAAAACUUCCAUCUCAGCUGGAAGGAUGGUUUGGCCUUCUGUGCGCUCAUUCACAGACAUCGGCCUGAGCUGCUUGACUAUUACAAACUGUCUCGGGACAACCCCAUGCACAAUUUGAACCUGGCUUUCGAUAUUGCUGAAAAACAUCUUGAUAUUCCAAGAAUGUUGGAAGCAGAAGAUAUGGUGAACUCUGCCAAGCCAGACGAGCGCUCUGUCAUGGCUUAUGUAUCCUCUUACUACCAUGCUUUCUCUGGAGCUCAGCAGGCUGAAACUGCAGCUAACAGAAUCUGUAAAGUAUUGAAAGUCAACCAGGAGAAUGAGCGGUUGAUGGAGGAGUAUGAGCGCCUGGCCAGUGAUCUUUUGGAGUGGAUCCGAAAGACAAAGCCGUGGCUGGAGAACAGACAGACAGACAACACUCUGGCGGGAACCCGUGGUAAGCUGGACCAGUUCCGUGAUUACCGUCGUCAACACAAACCGCCCAAGCUGGAGGACAAGGCUCGUCUGGAGAACAGUUUCAACACUCUACAGACCAGGCUACGCCUUAGCAACAGGCCUGCCUACAUGCCUACAGAGGGCAAGAUGGUUUCGGACAUUGCAAAUGCCUGGAAAGGCUUGGAAAAUGCAGAGAAAGGGUUUGAGGAAUGGCUUCUCUCUGAACUUCAAAGGCUUGAGCGUCUAGAUCACUUAGCUCAGAAGUUUAAACACAAGUGUGACAUCCAUGAGGAAUGGGCUCACGGCAAAGAGGAGAUGCUGCAGUCUCAGGACUACAAGAGGUGUAGACUUAAUGAAAUUAAGGCUAUGAAGAAGAAGCACGAGGCUUUCGAGAGUGACCUUGCGGCCCAUCAAGACAGAGUUGAGCAGAUAGCAGCCAUUGCUCAGGAACUAAAUGCCUUAGAUUACCAUGAUGUUCAAAGUGUUAAUGUUCGCUGUCAGCGUAUUUGUGAUCAGUGGGAUAGGCUGGGUACACUGACACAGAAACGUAGAGAUGGCUUAGAGGUGAGAAGCAGAAAAGAUUUAGAAAGAAUAGAUCAACUUCAUUUGGAAUUUGCCAAGAGAGCAGCUCCUUUCAACAACUGGAUGGAUGGCGCCAAAGAAGACUUGAUGGACAUGUUCAUUGUUCACACUACAGAAGAGAUUCAGGGAUUGAUUGAUGCCCACGAGCAGUUCAAGCAGACUCUGGGUGAGGCUGACAAAGAGUUCAACACCAUCAUCUCACUGGUUCAGGAGGUACAGAGGCUGUCCCAGCAAUACGGGAUGGCUCCGCCUGAUAACCCCUACACCACCCUCAGUCCUCAGGACAUUGCUAACAAGUGGGGUGACGUGAAACAGCUUGUGCCAAACAGAGACAAUAUCCUGCAGCAGGAGAUGAUCAAACAACAGAACAACGAGCGACUUCGCCGGCAGUUUGCUGCUAAAGCUAAUGUGGUGGGUCAGUGGAUCGAGACCCAGCUGGACGCGGUGGCCUCCAUUGGUCUCCAAGGCAAGAGUUCGCUGGAGGAUCAGUUGAACAAACUGAACCAGUACGAUAAGGUGGUUAUUCAGUACAAACCCAACAUGGACGAUCUCGAGAGGACGCACCAGGAGGUUCAGGAGGCCAUGAUCUUUGAGAACAGAUACACUCAGUACACCAUGGAGACUUUGCGUGUGGGCUGGGAACAGCUGUUGACAGCUAUCGCCCGCAACAUCAAUGAGGUGGAGAACCAGAUUCUGACCAGAGACUCAAAGGGCAUCAGUGAGUCACAGAUGAAUGAGUUCCGUCUCUCCUUCAACCACUUUGACAAGAACAGGACCCGUAGACUGGAGCCGAAGGAGUUCAAGGCUUGCCUGGUCAGCCUGGGUUAUAACAUCAGAGAGGACAGGCAGGGGGAGGCCGACUUCCAGAGGAUCAUGUUGAUUGUGGAUCCUAACAGAACUGGCUAUGUGACGUUUGAUGCCUUCCUGGACUUUAUGACGAGAGAGACGGCCGAUACUGACACAGCUGAGCAGGUCAUGCAGUCCUUCAAGAUCCUGGCUGGAGACAAGCCUUAUGUGACUGCGCAGAUCCUGCGCCAGGAGUUGCCACCUGAUCAGGCAGAGUACUGUAUUCAGAGGAUGGCACCCUACACUGGGAAGGAUGCAGUGCCCGGAGCCCUGGAUUACAUGUCCUUUUCCACAGCCCUUUAUGGAGAGAGUGACUUGUAAUAGAGGCUAAGAUUGGAAAAGAGACUAAUACUAUUCCCUGUAUAAUAUAAUGCUGGCCGGGUUGGGGAGCAGCAUUUGGGCUGGCACAGCCUCUGACACGUCUUCACCCUGUUCACACACACUUUAAGUAUUGACCCACCAUAUACAGAGACAAGCCCCUUCCCUCACACCCUGUUUUGAUAUUACACAAAGUAUGAGAAAAUAUAAGUAUAUUUUUAUGAUGUGCUGAUUGCUGUGGGUGGGGGUAAGGAGUUAUCUCCCCUUCCUUGUCUGGCUGUCACUUGUUACAGUAUCCAGUAAUAUCAUUUCCAGUCAGAUCACUGGUAAGCUCUCAGAUUUGCCUUUGUGUUUAUGUGGAGCUGUGGUCCUCACUGAUGAAUACCAGGAUUCCAGUAAUGUGCUUACUGGGCUAAAAUCAGUGGAUAUCGGUAGAGAUAGUUUUUAAUCCUAUGGACCAACAUCAAAGUAAUCAUAACAUGUUCAAGAUCUCCAUGUUGAAUUUCUGGGUGGGAAUUGUUUAUUUUCCCAGUCAUAUGGUUGGAUCACAGCCCCAUAUAAACCCGCUCGCCCACGUGUUGCUCAGUGGCCUCUUCCCUCGGCUCUCCCGACCCAGGGGUCAAAGUUCAGGUUGUGUCCCUCGUAUCUUGCCAGCAGGAAAUGGGUUUGUUAGAGUUUCUAAACUUCUCAGUAGGUUUGUCCGGGAGAAAUAAUCAAAAUAAAAAUUCCAUGCAAACCCAGUUGACCGAGAAUUAAAUGGAUGAACUUGCAUGUGCGGUUGUUGUAGCGCUAUUUUGGACAGUUGAGAAAGUCUGCCGUUGUAAAAUAGUCUGGCUGUUGUUGUUGUUGUUAUAGAUGUACAAGACAUGAGCCUCCCGAUCUGCAUGCAGUGCUCUGCUGGUGCGGUGUAUUUAUUUGCUCUAGGGCAGGGCUAGCAGUGAUAAAAUUCGCGUCUUCCAUCAUCAUUGCAGAUUUUGGAGAGCUUGUGAAUUUUAUCAGUGAGCUGUCUCGUUUCUUCCUAAUUGUUAUUUUUAUUUCCAACCAGUUUUGUUUUGGUUCUUGUUUAUGACUUGUUGUAGAUAUUUGUUACUUAUGUCAUGGCUGAUUUAAAGCAAAGAUUCCUAGUAAAAAUAGGCAACAACUGUCAUAAGCCAAAUUUAGUGCUGUUAUCCUAUUUUUUUUUUUUUGUUUUUUUUGUUUAUGCUAAAGUGCAACGAAGUUGGUGUCAUCAUUUAAGAUGGACAAGAACAUUUUUAUUUAAGACUAAGAUAUUUUUAUUAUUGUAAUGAAUGCAGCCAACAGCAUGGUGAAGGUGACAUUUGGUGCAGGCCUCUUCACUUCUUGAGUACAAACUUUAGGCGUACCUAAAACUUUGCUUUUUGCAUGUGUGAUCCUGCCAUAGCACGUGACUAAGUUAUUCUAUAUAUCCUGGUUUUUAAGGAACGUUUAAGUAUGAAAUGUGAACAUAAGAGCGAAUUCCCUGGUUUAUGCUGUGGGCAUAUUUACUUAAUAGCUAAAUAAAAUACAUGAGCAAAGAAAAUUUGGAAAAAAAAUUGCAAAUUUGAAAACGAAAAAGAGGAUAAAAUACCAUGGAAAAAUUGUAAAAUGAAGGAUGUGGAAAGAUAAAACAUCAAGAGUUCCAGAUUUAUCACUGCCCAGUAACACAUCUAAAAACAACCUGCUGCACACAGCGUCUAGAGUUUUCAACAACAUUAACUUUGAGUUUUUGUGUCCAGUGGUUUGAAGAGUGCUUUCUAGUGUCACGGAGUUCUGUUUGUUCAUGUGUAUAUCAUGUGUUGUGGAUAGAACACAACCGAUGCUUUUUAACUAAACCAGUGUCCACUGUAAGUAGUUUGUAGUUCACCGUAAUGAUAUGCUCACAAAAAGAAAGAAUUGGCCAAUCACAGUGCAGGCUUUAUUACCUAUGUAGAUAUUGAUGUCAUGCUUUUGUAUCCUGGAAGUAAUGUUUCUUAUAGACCUUGUUUUGUAUUCCUCUUUUUAUUAUAUUAUCUUUUU
Messenger RNA from Liolophura sinensis, 4832 nucleotides. RefSeq names its product alpha-actinin-like. The record is from RefSeq and is a predicted model, not a curated record. Gene Ontology annotation, molecular function: calcium ion binding; protein binding. Bases 147 to 2819 code for a protein of 890 amino acids. The transcript is spliced from 22 exons. Lineage: Eukaryota; Metazoa; Mollusca; Polyplacophora; Chitonida; Chitonidae.